Messenger RNA from Geodia barretti, 2244 nucleotides. NCBI's taxonomy places the organism in Eukaryota, Metazoa, Porifera, Demospongiae, Tetractinellida, Geodiidae. The record is from the annotation of a GenBank genome assembly.
GGUGGGAGUGUCUUUCAUGAAUACGUAGCAUGGCUGCCAAAGGAAAAGGAGAAGGGGGGAGAAGGAGCCUGAAUUUCAAUGUGGGAAUACUAGGUCACAUUGACAGUGGGAAAACCUCUUUAGCCAAAGCCCUCAGCUCAGUUGCGUCCACUGCCUCUUUCGACAAAAACCCCCAGAGCAGAGAAAGAGGGAUCACUCUGGACCUCGGGUUUUCCUCAUUUUCAAUGCCGGUUCCUGCUCAUCUUGAAGGUACGUCGAGCAGUCUAAAACAGACAGACACCUAUGGAAUGAAAGCAGUGUGUGUUUGGCGAGCGAAUGCGAGAGUAACAGGCAUGUAACGACUGCAAAUUUUCAGGGGGAGGAUAUGAAGAUGUGCAGGUAACACUGGUGGACUGCCCUGGACAUGCUUCACUUAUUCGGACCAUCAUUGGAGGUGCCCAGAUCAUAGACUUCGUGAUUCUAGUGGUCGAUAUCACAAAAGGCAUCCAAACCCAAACUGCUGAGUGUCUGGUGAUAGGAGAGAUCACCUGCAGUCAUCUGAUGGUAGUACUCAACAAGACGGACCUCACUGAGGAGAGCAAGAGGGACGCACACAUUUCAAAGAUGACAAAGAGGAUAUCAAAGACUCUGGAGUCCACUGCCUUCUCUGGGGCUCUAGUGGUGCCAGUGGCCGCCAAGCCAGGCGGCCCAGACGCCCCUCCCUCCCAGACAGCUCACGGUAUUGACAACCUUGUCCAGGUGCUGUCGUCAAAGGUGUUUGUACCGGAACGGUCCGCGAGUGGGCCGUUUGUGUUCUCUGUGGACCACUGUUUCCCCAUCCGUGGUCAGGGUACGGUCAUGACCGGCACGGUACUCAGUGGAUCCGUGGCACUCAAUGACACUAUUGAGAUUCCGUUCCUGAAGGUUACAAAGAAGGUCAAAUCGAUGCAAAUGUUCCACAAACCGGUUCAGACUGCCAUGCAGGGAGACCGCGUAGGAAUAUGUGUGACUCAGUUUGACCCAAAGCAAGUGGAGAGAUGUCUAGUGGCCGCUCCUGGCUAUCUCCCCACUCUGGAGGCCGGAAUUGCUCAGGUUCACAAAGUGUCAUAUCACAAGUUCCCGUGCACAACUGGAGCAAAGUUCCACGUUACUAUUGGGCACGAGACUGUCAUGGGAAAGGCAACGUUCUUCAGUGGACCGCUGCCAGUGAACAGAGAGUUUGACUUGGAGGCAGAGUACCCCUUUCUUGAGGAGCUACCUGACAGCAAGACAAAGGUGGCCGAAGCGAAGGCAGGCUCUGAUAAGGAGGCAGCAGAAGGACAUGGUCACAGGGAGAGAGAGACAAACUCAGAGCCAGCCACACAGGAGAGUCACUAUGCUCUGCUGGAGUUUGAGAAACCGGUGACUUGUCUACCAGACUCCAUCGCUAUUGGUUCCCGACUGGACACUGAUGUCCAUAUCCACCGCAGUCACUGCUGUAGCUAUACAUGAUGCAGUAGAUCACUCCACAUACACUGGCAUAACAGCAGUGCUAUAUAUAAAUCACCAGCCUUUGGUCAAAUCCACCACACUCACUGCUUUAGCCGAAGCACACUACUUCAUGUAACGUAACAGUGCUAGAAAUCACCAGCCUUUGCUGCACAAUAAAUUAUGGUAAACUUUAUAAAGUGAAGUGGUCCCAUUGCAGUUAGAGUGUGCAUCUUUUGAUCCAAGUUUUGCAUCAAUUCAGUCGACACAAAACUCAUCCAUAAUUAUGGUGGAUUCCUUAGCAGACUCUAUUCACAUAGCAAUAUUUGUCGGAUUGCCUUCCACGGAGUGUUGGUCCACACCAUGAGGGAGAGGGACUACGCCUCGAGUGUCCUCCCACGGAUCAAGGUCUUCAAACUCAAGUUCAGACAAGGCAUCGUUGAGAGGAUACACGAUGAGAGGUCAGUGAUUGGGAAGAGUCUGUUCAAGAAGGAGACCAACAUACAGCCAUUUGUGGGGCUCCGAGUCCAACUGUCAACAGGGGAAGUGGGUACGAUUGAGGGCAGUUUUGGAGCCAGUGGAAAGUUCAGAGUGGCAAUCCCAGAGGGUUUGAAAGAAACAACACAGCAAAUCUUGGCUGCUGCCAGCAGAAAGAAAGGCAAAGGGAAAGCUGCAGGUGUUCAAGACGAUGCAACAGGUGAACCGGUGAAGAUCACACUCACAUUCAGAAAGUACAUAUUUGAUCCUCACAAACGAAUGCUCCAGUGAUAGCCAAUAUAAUCAUCAUUAUUUUUUAUG